Hylaeus volcanicus is the source of this 1371-nucleotide messenger RNA. RefSeq lists its product as uncharacterized. Lineage: Eukaryota; Metazoa; Arthropoda; Insecta; Hymenoptera; Colletidae. The transcript has 4 exons. The record is from RefSeq and is a predicted model, not a curated record. Bases 579 to 1199 code for a protein of 206 amino acids. Gene Ontology annotation, cellular component: mitochondrion. Gene Ontology annotation, biological process: apoptotic process.
AUAUACCUUUGAUUUAAUGAAAAUUAAUUAUACAUUACUUUUACUUUCAAUUUUUUUCAAUGCAUUAUUUAGAAUUUUGAUAUUUCGGUUUAUAUGAAUUUCAGGAUAUCUCCAAAUGAUCACUGUGUAAAUAAAUUAUUUACAAUGAUUGCAAUAAAUUUAAAGAACAUAUUUUAUAUUCGUAUAAAUUAUUAAUAUCUUUAAAAUUGAAUAUAUACGAUGCAUAUUCAGUUAUGUAUAUGUACAUAUUUUGAAUUUUUCAAAGUAAUUCUAUAUCGUGCGACCAGAUAGCUCUGGUGUCGUAGUUAAGUCAAGGGCAUGAGUAAAACAUCAUACAUUUUGUAAACAAAUACAAAACCAUUUAUUUCACCGAAACUUCCGUAUUAUUUUAUUUAAUUUUUAAAUGUACGAAAAUAAUACGUACUACGAUUGCUAAUGUGUGAAUCAGAACUUACUUUCUGACUUCAAGUAAAUCAAAUCAGUUACAUAGAUAGCAGAUCAUAUUUUAAACGUAUCAUCAAUGAUUUUGUUUUAUAAUAUUCACGUUUAACAAUUUACAGUGACAUUUGUUAUAAAUCAUGUUUCUGUGUCAAGCUUUUCGAACACUGUUGAAGAGAGUUGGUCCUGUUAUGUAUGCUACAAGUUUUGUGUUUAACAAUCACUCUGAAAGUAAGAAACCUAUGGCUGAUGAUAAAUUAAAUCUUGAACCUCCUGAUAUUAAAAAAUUAACUAUUGAAUAUAUGAUAGAACAAUCCACGAUAGAUUCUAUAAAUAAUGCAAGUCAAACAUUAACUAUUACAUAUAUGGCAGUAAUGAGAACAAGUACCGAGUAUAAAAAUUUGUUAAGUUUAUUGAUUUCUCUCUUGAGGGAUUCUUUGGAAUUUAAUUGUACCGAUGAACAUUGGGACUCGAUAAUCGAAAUAAGAUCGCAAGUACAGAGUAAAAAGGAAAAAUUAAAUAAAUUAACAGGUUACAUUCAAUAUGUACAAAAUCUGGCAGUAGCAGUUUCAGAUCUAUGUUAUUUAUCAGGAAUGGACAAUUUGUCAUUCAGUCUUUCUCAACAUCUCGACGAUGUAUUAAAACGUAUAAAAACAGAAGUUGAUCUUAUUGCAAUACUCGAAGAAGAAUAUUGUGAUAUACAAGAACAAUGCAUUAGAAAUUGUGAGUACAUUAUAAUCAUUAGAUUUAAAGCAAAUUAAAUUUUAUAGAUGAUCUGGUUUGUGAUAACCUUUUGUUCUGUUUUAACAUUUCAGCAAAUAAAACAAAUAGUAAUGAAUCCUCUGAUUAAUGUGAACAGACGUAUCUGUGUGUUCAUUGUUUGAAAGAUAUUUAUAUCUGUUUAUAUAAUAAAUAUUUGAUAUUGAAAAUAGA